This is a messenger RNA of Diachasmimorpha longicaudata, 689 nucleotides long. RefSeq lists its product as uncharacterized. The record is from RefSeq and is a predicted model, not a curated record. The transcript is spliced from 3 exons. Bases 262 to 633 code for a protein of 123 amino acids. NCBI's taxonomy places the organism in Eukaryota, Metazoa, Arthropoda, Insecta, Hymenoptera, Braconidae.
GUCAGCGCCAAAAAGGAGGAGAGGGAAUAUCCGCUCUAUCGAGGUUUUUCUGUUCUCUACUAGGAAUAUUACGUGGGGAUAAAACAAUCGACACUCAAUAAUUUACGUGAAAAAUUGCAAAUCCCCUAUAACUAUGACAAAAUUCUACUACCCCUGUCCGUUGCGUACAAGACCACCCACACCCGAGGACCAAUAACAUUAUGUGUUACGAAUGAUUUCAUUCCUAUAUAAUAUCCCUCCUCACGGCGGGAGGUCAGUUGUAUGUACAUAUAUUGCCCGAGUGCAAACGUCGUUGCGGUGAAAAUGCAUAAGAAAAUGAAGACAAAGGAACCUAAAGUCAAAACUUUGAGAGAUGAUAUCGGUGACAGUGACAGCGAGACCGAGUUCCGUAAGGAGAAAUAUUGUAACAAAUUAUCAGCACCGCCUAGCAAAACACGUGCAAAAGAACGUAGAGGUAUUCCUCAUUCAGUUGCUAAAAUUAAGCGACAAGGGACUGCCACGGAAGAAUCAAAAGAUGACUGUAUAACAAAGAGUGUGAGAAAGCAGAUUUGUAACUCCACAAAUGCCAAAGACUUGCCGAAAAAUGUCGAUGACGAAACAAAUAAACCCGUUAUUUAUUUUUUUCUUUGUUAAAUAAACAAAUAAUAUCUCUCUGAAAUAUUCAGGCUCUGUCAAGGGUGAAACAGUCC